Molecule: messenger RNA, 1747 nt
Organism: Mya arenaria
Lineage: Eukaryota; Metazoa; Mollusca; Bivalvia; Myida; Myidae
Product: IST1 homolog
Exons: 5
Coding region: 122-1180 (352 amino acids)
Biological process (GO): protein transport
Source: RefSeq, a predicted model, not a curated record
CGGAAGUAGAUGAAACAUCAACAAACAGUCAGAAUCUUGUGACUAUUUCAAAAUUUAUUUCAUUUUGUUUGAUGCAUGGUGUGUUUUAUUCAUAUUUUCGUAAGAACUCAACGCAAUAACCAUGUUUAGCAGUUCUACAAACUACAAUAAGCUCAAGACAAAUCUCAGACUGACAAUAAACAGGCUGAAGUUGCUUGAGAAAAAAAAGACUGAAAUAGGUCAGAAAGCCAGGAAAGAAAUAGCCGACUACAUUUCUUCAGCUAAGGAUGACCGGGCACGGAUCAGGGUGGAGCACAUCAUCCGGGAAGAUUACAUCGUGGAAGCGAUGGAACUCCUAGAGAUGUACUGUGACCUGCUGCUGGCCAGAUUUGGCCUGGUUCAGACACAAAAGGAACUUGAUCCAGGCUUGGAGGAAGCCAUUUCAAGUCUUAUAUGGGCAGCACCUCGGUUACAGACAGAUGUCCCAGAGAUGAAGACCAUUGCUGACCAACUGACCAUCAAGUAUGGCAAAGAGUUUGGGCAGGCAUGCAGAACAAAUGCCUUGAACAAUGUUAGUGAAAAAGUGAUGCAUAAACUUGGCGUUCAGGCUCCACCAAAAAUAUUGAUUGAGAGAUAUAUGAUUGAAAUAGCUAAAUCAUACAAUGUACCAUUUGAGGCAGAUCCAACAGUGAUGAGUCAGGAUGAGAUAUUUGCUGCAGAGAAUCUUCUGAUUGACCUUGAUGAGAACCGGAAACCCGGGGGAGGAGCUGGUGGAGGGGGUGGGGGCACAGGCAUUCUCCAGCCCUAUCCUGCACAGCCACAGCCUCCUCCACCCAACCAGGGAGCCAUGUACUAUCCACCUCCCCAGCAACAGUAUCCUUCAGAAGGUUACAAGUCUGCCCCUCCACCUGUGCCCAACACGCCACCCUCUGGCUACGCAGGCUACCCCCCUGGUGGCGCAUCUGGAGGCCUAUCCCCCUCAGCCCCUGCUGGUGGUCAGGAACACUCGCCUCCACCUCCUUACACAUCCUCUCAUACCAGUCCUAUGCCCUCCCAGAACAAUAUGGACAGUUUCCCUGACCUGCCUGCUGUGCCCAACAGUACCCUGCCCGACCCCCCUGGGGCAUCAUCCGCGGGGGGUGAGGACGUCGACUUUGAUGACCUGUCGCGCAGGUUUGAGGAGUUAAAGAGGAAAAAGUAGACAGCAUACAUAAGACAUAGACUUGCAUGUGUAUGGUUGAUGAUUUAGGAUAUAAUAACAUCAUGUGCAGUACUUGAUAUGUAUUUCUUUUAGUGCACUGUGUUUGUGAAUUUUGAUGAGACACCACAGUGAUUUGUACUUCAAAUGAGCAUAUACAUUGGUAAUUAGUGAUGAUUUUGAUCUUGUAUACAUAUUUAAUAUAAGAAUGAGAGUGUGAUUCUAUUAUAUCACUGGUAUGGUAAUCUCUGCCAUACUUGAUAAAACAUUGAUCAGUGACAACAUUAGAAAUCUUUCUUGGUUUUGUAAAGCUCAAUUACACUGGUUUUAGUAAUAUUGAAAAAAGCACUGAACUGAUGUACCGUAUUUAGAUGUUUCAUGAUUUUAAAGAGGGUCUAAAAGUGUUGAUUUUUGCAGAGCAAUCAUUGUGUAUUAUCUAUUCAUCAUUUGAUUGAAAGCCUAUUACUAUUAUUACUAUUCAAAAAAUUGUUUUAGGGAAAAGUCAGUAAAUUAGUCAGAAUCUGUUCUUUAAUGUUUAAAUAUUGUAUAAUAAACUGUUUUUUUUCUUCA